Sipha flava (yellow sugarcane aphid) is the source of this 537-nucleotide messenger RNA. RefSeq lists its product as uncharacterized. The record is from RefSeq and is a predicted model, not a curated record. The coding region runs from base 1 to 537 and encodes 178 amino acids. NCBI's taxonomy places the organism in Eukaryota, Metazoa, Arthropoda, Insecta, Hemiptera, Aphididae. The transcript has 4 exons.
AUGUCGUUUUGUUUAAACGAAGGACUAAUUAAAAUCAUCCAAAAAGUAUUUUUGACGGCUAUAACAACGUACCUAUACACAAGAUUAUCAUUAUUGAUACCAUCUUGUUCGUUGACCGAAGCUGGAUUGAAAAUCUUUCCAUUUGAUAAGAUAAUGUUCUCAUCGUCAGUAUUGUUCCUGAGUAGUGCUGCCAUUAUAAUUGUGGAAUGUGAUGUAUGGCCAUAUAACACAAAACCACACAGCAGAAUAAUUCAAUUUUUUGGAGAGCUAUAUAUUAUGACAGCGUAUGUACUGUUCACCUACACUUUAUUUUGGCAUCCAAUUGUUAUAGCCACAUCUAUCAUCACUGAUGAGCUUGGGAAACUAACAAGUACAUGGUUAGCAAGUGAGAAUACCUACAAGAAAAGUGUACCAAUAUGUAUGAAUAACAUAAGGAGUACGAAAUUCCACAGCAUUUUAUUGGGUGUAUUACUAUUUUAUAACGUCCUCGACAAAUUCGGCAGAAAUGACUUGAGACGAAUAAGAAGUUUGUUUUGA